Messenger RNA from Macrobrachium nipponense, 2470 nucleotides. RefSeq lists its product as uncharacterized. The coding region runs from base 737 to 2470 and encodes 577 amino acids. NCBI's taxonomy places the organism in Eukaryota, Metazoa, Arthropoda, Malacostraca, Decapoda, Palaemonidae. The transcript is spliced from 5 exons. The record is from RefSeq and is a predicted model, not a curated record.
AUUGGAUUUUCUCUGCAACAUGCUAUAAGUCAUAACUAUAGCAUAGUAGAAUGUUUUUUUGUAUGCUGGUGAAAUAGGAUGACAUAACAUAGUAUUAUAUGUUCACCUAGAUGCUUGAUAUGGACGAACCUCAUCCAAAUUCAGGAGUUGAGGCAAAAAACCUCACGACAACUAAAUUCAAGCUAUCGUGUGUGCAGCAGGCAUUUCUCCACCAAAAAUUACCUUCAUCCAGCUUCUGACAAACUUUGCCACAAUGCCUGCCCAGAUCAACAUGUAGAAGGUUCUACUAGCUGCACCAGAUCAGAUGUUGACCCUAUAAAGACAAAUACAUCAAUAGAUUUACUCCACCAAGCAAAUUAUACACCAAACUGGUUACUAACAUAUCCACACGAGAAUUUGCACAACCUUGAAUAUGGUGUGUAUUUGAUGUGCAGUAAUUGAUGUGCAAUUUGUAUAUGUUUAGAUUUCAGAAAUGGUAAGUGCAUCACAAUUAUUCUAAAUAUAGUUAAUCUUGUAGGUACCAUUCCUGCUCUGGAGAAUAGAUCAUCUGAGAUAAGAGCUUCAUCCUUGAAACAUGGUAAAUGGUCUAUGCUUUUGGUAGAUAUUACAGUUUUGCUUUUACUAACUAGAAUUCAUAUAUAGUAGGUAAAGAUUGACCUUUAAGAUUUUGCUGUAUUAUGCUACAUAUAUAUUCACUUUGUCUUCAGUGAAAAAGUGUUAGACUAAUAGUUGUAUUAUGGCUAUAGGGUUCAUCUAUCAACUGACCAUGGAAAAUUCCAAAGAAGAUUGUGAAAAUAUUGAAUUAAUUGAAAAUGUUCAAUCAGAUAAUGAAUUUACUGAUGGUCAUCCAAAGGAUACUGGCAGUGAAGUGUACAGUAAUGCCGCGGUAACAAGCAUUAUGGAUAAUAUUAGUUGUAUUGCUACAAGUGUUAGUCCUACUACAACUAUUAGGACUGCUAGACCUACAUUUGCUACUAAUACUGCUACUACUUCUACCCCUCCUCCUACUGCUGCUACUACUACAACUACUACUAAUGAUAAUGUUGAUUGUUUCAUUCUCAAUGGAAAUGACAAUUUACAAAAGCCUGAAAUACAGUAUGAGACCAUACAAUUAGGGUUACAUGAAGAAGGAGAACCAACAUUCAAAACCAUAAAAUCAAAUGAGUCUACUAGCAGCUUGCAAAGGAGAAAUACAAAACAGUGUGCACUAAUAAAGAAGCAACGGAUGCAGAUUUGUAGACUUAUGAAAAAACUUGAACAAAUAAAGGUAAGCCAAAAAAAUUGUGAUACAUGUGCCCUACCAUCUACAAUUAUAAAAAAUGCAAGCAAAUAUAUAAGUGGCACAGCUUUAGAAUUUUUUAAAACACAAAUGAAAUUAGCAGGUGUCUCCAAAUAUGGUAGGAGAUAUUCACUUCCUCAAAAAUGUUUUUCUCUUGGACUUUAUUUCAAAAGUCCCAGAGCAUAUAACUUUAUCAGCAAGAUAUUUACUUUACCAACAACGAGAAUGCUGAGGUACUGGGUAUCCAAGAUUGAUUUUAAUGUUGGCUGGAAUGAGUCUGUUUUUAAAUUGUUAAAACAGAAAGCUUUAUCAAUGAAUGAAAAUGAUAAAUACUGUGGCAUUAUAUUUGAUGCUAUAUCCCUUAAAUCUGAUGUACAGUUCAACAUAAGUAAAGAUGUGGUGGAGGGAUUUGAAGAUCUUGGCCAGUAUGGCAAAAGGCAAGACCCAGCUCAGUAUGCCAUGGUCUUCAUGGCAAAAGGCUUGGCUUCCAAAUGGAAGCAAGUACUGGGCUAUUUUUUAUUUACAAAAUCUAUUAAAGGUGAUACGUUAAUGUAUAUGGUAACCGACUGUAUUGGUAAAUUGAAGAAUGUAUGUUUAUACCCAACAUUUUUGGUAUGUGACCAAGAUCCAAAUAAUAGAAGGUUGUUUAAAAAUCUUAACAUUUCCAUAGAAAACCUUUUUUCUCACAUGAAGGUGAAAAAUAUGUAUUUCUUUUAUGAUACACCACACCUUUUGAAAAGUAUCAGAAACAAUUUUAAGAAAUAUGACAUACAAGUUGAUGGGCAAAAAGUGUCAUGGAAAUAUAUAGAGAAAUUUUUUGAAGCAGAUUCUCAGAUGUGGCUACGGUUAGCACCAAAACUUACAGCUUCACAUGUCUUCAACACUGGUUUUGAUAAAAUGAGAGUGAAUCUAGCUGCACAGGUGUUUAGCCGUAGUGUAGCAGCUGGUUUAUUUACACAUGCAGCAUUAGGGGCAUUACCACAAGAAGCGGAAAAUACAGCAUUAUUUGUAAAUGAUAUCGAUGAAUUGUUUGACGUAUUUAACAGCAGCUGUGUAUUUCAUUUUAAAGAGAGGAAAUGUGCAAUUAGUGAUAGUAAUAAUAAUAUUAAUUUUUUAUCUGAAAAGGCUGAUAUGCUGUCAAAAUUAACUUUUAUUGGAACUAAAAGUAAUAUUCCAUGUAUAGAUGGUUAG